GUUAUGCAAAUAAAGCACCCGGAGGCCCCGCCCCUCGCCCCUUCGCUGAGCCUGCGCGGCGCUGCCAGGCCGCCGGCGUCUCCCGUCUCCGUGUCCCCCGCGGGGCCUGCCGUCCCGUUCGUUCGUCCUGCCGCCCUGGUGACGUCUAAGCGGAGCGGGGGCUCAGACCGUGACAGCCUCGACCCGAGCAAGCUGCGUGGAUGGGGCACUGGACCCAGAGUGCCUACCCUCACCUUCCUGGGCCUCAGUUUCCACAUCUGUGCAAUGGGGUUGACCAUCCCUGCCCUGCUGGCCGCCAGGAGCGGCUGUGAGUCUGUGGGUGUGGCGGAGGCCUGUGGGAAGCCAUAGGGCCCUUUCACAGGCCCCACCCUGGCCGUCCCAUUCCCUCCCCACCUCCACAGGGCCGGUAUUCACCAUGGCAGGAGGGAGACCCCAGUCGAAGAGGAGUUUCUCCAUCAUUCCUUGCUUUGUCUUCGUGGAGUCAGUGCUUCUGGGCAUCGUGGUCCUGCUUGCUUACCGCCUGGAGUUCACGGACACCUUCCCCGUACACACCCAGGGGUUCUUCUGCUAUGACAAUACCUAUGCCAAGCCUUACCCAGGGCCUGAGGCUGCCAGCCGAGUGCCUCCUGCACUGAUCUAUGCCCUGGUCACUGCUGGGCCCACCCUCACGAUCCUGCUGGGGGAGCUGGCGCGUGCCUUUUUCCCCGCGCCACCCUCAGCCAUCCCCAUCAUCGGGGAGAGCACCAUCGUGUCUGGGGCCUGCUGCCGCUUCAGCCCCCCACUGCGGAGGCUGGUCCGCUUCCUGGGGGUCUACUCCUUCGGCCUCUUCACCACCACCAUCUUCGCUAAUGCGGGGCAGGUGGUGACUGGCAACCCUACGCCGCACUUCCUGUCCGUGUGCCGCCCCAACUACACGGCCCUGGGCUGCCCACCGCCCUCGCCCGACAGGCCAGGACCCGACCGCUUCGUCACCGACCAGGGUGCUUGUGCCGGCAGCCCCAGCCUGGUGGCCGCUGCGCGCCGUGCCUUCCCCUGCAAGGAUGCUGCCCUAUGCGCCUAUGCAGUCACCUACACAGCGAUGUACGUGACUCUCGUGUUCCGCGUGAAGGGCUCCCGCCUGGUCAAACCCUCGCUCUGCCUGGCCCUGCUGUGCCCCGCCUUCCUGGUGGGCGUGGUCCGCGUGGCCGAGUACCGCAACCACUGGUCCGACGUGCUGGCGGGCUUCCUGACAGGCGCAGCCAUCGCAACUUUUCUGGUCACCUGUGUCGUACACAACUUCCAGAGCCGGCGGCCCUCUGGCCGAAGGCUCUCCCCCUGGGAGGACCUGGGCCAAGCCCCCACCAUGGACAGCCCCCUCGAAAAGUUAAGUGUUGCCCAGGAACCUGAAGCCUGCAGGCCGCAUUCGACACCGGCACGGCUCACCCCAUCCAAGUCGCAGAACUGUGCCCGCCGUGGCCACCUGAUCCCCAGCUGCGUGUCCUCCAGGGCUCCAGCCAUGUGUUCGUCGCCCCGUGUGCCCCGUCCUCGAUUGAGGUCUGAGCCGACGCCCCUGCCCCUGCCCCUACCCCUGCCAGCACCAACCCCCAGCCAGGGCCCCUCACCCUCCUCCCCUGGGCCUGGGGGGCCGGGUGGGGGUGGCGGACGUGGUCGGAAGUUGCUCCUGCCCACGCCCCUGCUUCGGGACCUGUACACCCUUAGUGGACUCUAUCCCUCCCCCUUCCACCGGGACAACUUCAGCCCUUACCUGUUUGCCAGCCGUGACCACCUGUUGUGAGGCCCCACCGCCCUCCCAGAAUCUGCCAGGUCCCCAUUCCUUCCCUGCCACACGUGUGUGUGCGUGUGCCAUGUGAGUGCCAGAGCCCUCAGUGCACAAACCAGCCCGGCCUAGGCAUUAGAGGCUGGCUGGGAGGACAUUUGGGGAGCCCCCUGCCUCUCUUGCCCUCUGGGAUACCCAAGUGGGCAUAACUGGGAGGGCCCUUGCCCCUAGCAUUGCUCUUUUAAGAGCCAAAACCUGACCCCAUUGGCCAUUGUUCAGCCAAUGGGAGCCCCCAGUUCUAAAAUUUCUACCUAAAAGGAGUUUACUCCAGCCAAUGGGAGCCUCCCCUCAUGUCUUUGACAUCUCAGGCAAGAGGGUAACUCCAGUUAGUGUUCAGCGUCUGAACAACCAAUAGAAGUCCUUGGUUUUCAGAAUUUCUAGGAUGGGUGGGUAUGAUUCCAGUCAAUGGGGGACCGCCAAUGUCUAAGAACGAGCAAGGGAGGAGAGGGAGAUGGGGUCAUCCCUUGUCAUCGGGUCCUCUCUCAGAUUCCAGAGAGUCCAGCUAGAGCAUGGGGGGCAGGCUCCCCCAUGGCAGGGUCCUUGGGGCACCCCUUCCUCUCUCAGGCCCUCCCCCAUGUGCAAUCCCUCACUCAGUCCCUCCUAACUCCCAACUUAUGCAGGGCUUGCCCCAGUUCAGAGGUUUUGGGGUUCAGGGUGCUGUGUCUCCCCUUGUCUGUUCCCAGGUCACUCCAAACCCUCCUGUUAUUAGGGCUAUGGGAAGGGACUUUUUUUUGCCUUGGAAUCUGCCCUUGUUCUUUCCAGUGCCCCCCAUCCUGGGCCCCAGCCUCCUGCAGACGUGCCAUCAUGCGGGGGCAUGAGUGGAGCAGAGAGGGCUCCCCUGCCCCAGGCAGCCAAAGGCAGUGGGCAGAGGAGACACUGCCCCCCUUUCCUGCCCCCUCCUUAUCUUUAAUAAAGACCUGUUUGUA
Molecule: messenger RNA, 2742 nt
Organism: Mirounga angustirostris (Northern elephant seal)
Lineage: Eukaryota; Metazoa; Chordata; Mammalia; Carnivora; Phocidae
Gene: PLPPR2
Product: phospholipid phosphatase related 2
Exons: 10
Coding region: 416-1774 (452 amino acids)
Biological process (GO): phospholipid metabolic process; signal transduction; phospholipid dephosphorylation
Cellular component (GO): plasma membrane
Molecular function (GO): phosphatidate phosphatase activity
Source: RefSeq, a predicted model, not a curated record